Lutzomyia longipalpis is the source of this 1585-nucleotide messenger RNA. RefSeq lists its product as uncharacterized. Lineage: Eukaryota; Metazoa; Arthropoda; Insecta; Diptera; Psychodidae. Gene Ontology annotation, biological process: proteolysis; positive regulation of cytoplasmic translation. The coding region runs from base 153 to 1517 and encodes 454 amino acids. Gene Ontology annotation, molecular function: single-stranded RNA binding; zinc ion binding; translation regulator activity. The transcript is spliced from 2 exons. The record is from RefSeq and is a predicted model, not a curated record. Gene Ontology annotation, cellular component: cytoplasm.
GAAAUGUCAAUUUAUUGUCGUUAUUGUCAUUGUUGAAUUCACGGGAAAAAAAAAAUAAUAAAGGCGAAGUGCGAGGAAUUUAGUUAAAAUAACAGGAAAAAGUGAGUUUCAGAAGGAAAGUAGAAGAAAAAUCGAGCGAGAGAUAAGUUAGAAUGGAUGGAAGAGAAAUCGAUUUGGAGGAAGGAGAGCUCCGGGAGUACGAUGAAGAAGCAAUGGGAGGAGAUGAACAGGGAGAAGUGAUUAAACACUACAGGCAAAAGAUCCGUGAAUUGGAAAAGGAUAAUGAAGCGCUCAAACGGGGCACAUCUUCAUCAAGUUCAAGGGAAGUGGGAACAUUCCGGCUGGCUGGUGGGGAAAUUAAAGAUUUGAUCCCGGCGUUCCGACCUGGGGAAGAUGAGACAACCACAGAAGAGUGGAUUGAGAAUCUAGAAUCCAUGCGGGAGAUCUACGAAUGGACCGAUCAACAAGUUCUGCUGUAUGCGUCAAUUCGGCUCAAAGGAGCCGCAAAGAAGUGGCAUUCAACCACAAAGACGAAGACGUGGGAUGAAUUUAAGUGGGAACUGAUGAAAGCUUUUCCGGAGAAGAUUAAUGUAGGAAGGAUAAUUGAAGAAAUUCAAGGGAGAAAGAGGAAGCGAGAUGAAACUGUAACCGAGUACUUCUUUGAAAUGAGACAGAAAGGGAAAAAGAUAAAGUUGGAUGAUGCGACGAUCGCAAAGUACAUUAUAGCAGGACUGGGAGAUGAGAAAUUGAUCGGUAUGGUGGCCGGAGCUAACUACGACUCCCCACAGGAAUUGCUCCAGAAAAUCAAAGAUGCUGAGGAUAUUCGUAGAGCCAUGAGAAAACACGAAAUUGGCGAAUCAGGGGGGAAAGAAAAGGGAGGAAAGAACGAUGCACGGCCUGAACAAGAGAGCCAGGAUGGGAAUCAGGUGCAGAAAGUAUCUUGCUACAAUUGCGGGAAAAUUGGUCAGACAGCCAGAGAAUGCCAUGAAAGAGAAAACAACCAACAAGACAUGAAGGCAGAAAUCACGUGCUUCAAAUGCAACGAGAAAGGUCACAUAGCAAGAUUUUGUGGCAAAAAGGAGAGAGACUCAAAGAUGAUCCAUAUGGGCAACAUGAGAAUAAUUGAAGUUGAGAAAAAGGAAAAUCCGAACUACAAGGAGGUGAAAGUUAACGAGAAAAAGCUCUGGGCUUACAUUGAUCAAGGGAGUGAUUGCACCACAAUCAGAAAAUCCAAUGUAGAAGCUCUGGCGGUAGAGAUUAAACCGAGAACGACAACGCUGAGAGGAUUCGCAGGACAAUGCCAGACCGUGGGGCAAACGGAAGUAUGGGUUACGAUUGACGAGGUGCGAAGGCAAACAACCGUCCAUGUCGUACCAGAUGAAGUUCAAGACAUUCCAGUGAUUGUCGGCCUUGAUAUUCUGGGAAAGGAAGACAUACGAGUCGUCAGACAAGGCAAAACGAUGCAGAUAGAGGAUGUCCGGAAGGAUGCAAACAAGAAAACUACUGGAGAGAAAUAGUUACGCCUUUAAAUUGUCAUAAAAAUAAAUUAAACAAUGCUCAAAUAAAUUGGGGGUGGCAAUGACAA